UUUCAUUCAAAAAUAUCAAUUUCAUAAUUGCAGCAGGCGUCGCUGCGACUAUCUGUAUUCUCCUACCAUGCCAAUGCCGUAUAACAAAACAAUUCUAAUUUGUGUCAGAAAAAUAACUGUUCAAUCGCCUUACUUACAUAUAUUUAUAAUAUCCCAUUGAAUUCAGCAAAAUAAAAAUAUCCCAUAUUUUGAAACCCCUUUGCAGUUGUUGUCUCGGCUAUUCAUAAGCAAAGACACGCAGGUAGGGGUCUAUAAACGUGAAAAAUAUAUAUUAAAAGGUUACAUAUAGAUGUCGCUGUUACGUACAAAGUGAGAGAACUCGUCCAAAUAAAAGUCUGUUUGUCGUAAAUAAACAUAGCAAAUGGUAACAAUCGUUUGACAAGGCGGAAACAUAUGACAUAUGUUGCAUGGGAGUGUUUCUGGUAGAAUUUUAGAUUUUUUUAAAAACCAUUCGUGAACACAUGACUUAAAACGCCGUUAACAUUUCAUUUGUCAAAUGACCCAUGUUAUCACUUGGCAGUGAUUAGCAGACGACCUGAGUUAUCACUUUUCGGUGAUUACUGUCAGUAUGGCUCCGUUCUCUGAUACUCUUGAUACAUAUUUUUUGGAUUUUUUGGCUGAAAAUUUAGAAAUUUAAAUCAAAUAGGAGAAUUUAUGUUAAUUUGUGAAUAAAAUAAACAAUUGAAAAUAUUAGCAAACCAAACAUAAACAAAUAAAAAGUGCAAACAUGUAUUUACUAAUUGUAUUUGUGAUAAAUUUCAUUUAUAAUAUUAAAGAUGCACUCGCUGCCAGCUCAAGCCUAAUGACCGGUACCCAUUGCCGAGACUAUAAUGGCAAACAAUAUGAGACGGGUAUGCAUUAUAUGCCCGGACCGGAUUCAUGCCGUUUGUGCAUUUGUGAUAGUGGUCUGCCGAAGGCCUGCAAAAUGGUUCUGUGUGAGGCUUUCACCAAAUGUAAAUCCUUUCAAACGGUUGGUUCGGGCAAUAACUGUUGCGAGGUCAUUUGUCUCGAUGAUCAGCUGGCCGAUGGCAGUACGGAUUUUGGGGUUUGACUAAUCGUUAGUGGCAUUACUGCCACGCUGUCACUGUCCAUGAUAUUUUUCCUUAUCAAUCGAUUUAGACGUAAGAAAUUGAGGGCCCGUGAAAAUCGGCAAACGGCAGAGGAUCAACGCAGCAUUGUGGGAAGUAUAGGUUAUAUUGCUGGCAAUAUGGGUUAUAUGGAGGGCAACCUCAGCAGCAUGGAUUACACAUAUGGUGGGGCAGCCCACUAUCCCUUGUGGAAGCCACCAAGUGGUUAUUUCCCACGCGGUGAAGCUCCACCACCCUACGAUGAGGCUGUGGCCAUAUCACAGGCGGAGGCUUUGAGUGCCCAGUGUGCUGCAGCUGCUGCGGCAGCUCAGGUAGCUGCCAAUCAGAGAGCCACCAUGGGCAUGAACUCUGUGGAGCUACAGACGGCGGAUAUUAAUCGCCGAGCCCAGCAAAUGCAACAAAUACAACAUCACGCCCAGCCUCAACAACAGUCCCAUGGCCAGAUGAGCCAUCAGACGGGCCAUGUUGUGCCCACAAUACAGGCCCAUGUCUUGGCCGCCCCACAGGGCCAGGUGUCUGCAGCGGCGGCGGCCAGCAACCAGCCACAAUCACAUCAAAUUACCCAAAGUACCACCAAUUUAAUAAAUAUCAAUAUAAAUAGUGGAGGAAAUAUAACCACCAUAGCCACCGGAGAGAACCAUCAACCACCCUAUAGUUUACAAGAUGAAGUAAAUAAUUCGGCUGCCGUAAUGCAAACAUCACAGCAAAUGCAAUUGCAGCAGCAUCAUCACCAACAGCAGCAGCAGCAACAUCAUCAGGCGCAGCAGCAGCAACAACAACAACAACAGCAAAUGUUGGCUGCCACGUCCACCACAUGUGUUGGGAAUAAUGCCAACAAUACAAAUCGCCUACACAUAGCCCAAAGUAAUUCCAUUUGUGUACAGACAAUGACACCAAUGGUCUCCCAACACCAGCAACAACAUCAAAUGGCUGUAACCCAACAACAACAGCAGCAGCAACAACAACAACAGCCAUCAACCACCCAAAGUGUUUUACAGUCAGCUCAAAUAAUGACAUCAACCCUGACGGCAAAUGCCUCAUCGGCAACGGCCUCCUUAAGUCGGCAACAGCAUCAUUCUGGGGCUGUGCAAAAUUUGGGAGGUUCCACAAAUGCCAAUGAUUGUGGCUAUAAAAACUGUCAUCUAAAUGGCACAACUGUGAGUAGCAGCAGCAGCGGUGGCAAUACUGUGUCACGUCGUUUACAGCGAGCCACAGAACCACCGCCCCUACAACAAUAUGUUGUCGAUGUGGAGGUGAAUGUAAGUCAAGGUUCUAGUCGUGGCUAUCACUCACUUCCUCCCUGUGCAAAUGGCAACGUUGCGGAGAGCGGUGAAGUAAUAGCAUCUCCUACCCAAUUUGGCAAUGCUUCACCAUCGCUGACAGCAGCCAUUUCAACGCCUGCCAUAGAUGUGGAUACAUCCAAUGCCACAAAUGAUCUUUCAACAUUUGCAGCAACAUCUUCGGAAAAUCAUCUUAUGCCAAUGUCAACAACAGGCCACAACACUUUGCCUCUGCAACAUUCUCAAUCCAGUAAAACAUCCAGCUCAAAUGGUGGCUCCAAGUCAUCAAACUCCUCCUCUAGCUCUUCGUCGAAACGUUAUCAUCGUACCAUGCCCAGAUAUUAUGCCGUUGCAGAUCCAUUAACGCAAAAUCUCAGUAGCAAAUCAUCCAAAGCCGAAGCCAAAUUGGCUGGUAAUUCAUCGGCCAACAGCAAUGCAUCGUCAUCCACAACCCCAUCUUCGAAUGCUUCCUCGUCGUCGGCCUCAUCCAAAAAGCCAACUUGUCAGUGCCCUGUACAGCAUGUGCCAAUGUCCUACAUGGGUUCCACACAACUUAGCAAUGCUCAAAAUGCCACCAACAAUGCAUUUUUCACUGUCCUUAGUAACAAAUUGAAUUCUAGCUCGUCUGCCUCGAAUUCACCCUCACCCAGUCAGCAUUCGUCAUCCUCGGCGCGACUGCAAGCUAACUCGAAUACCAAUUCCCUAAAUUACCCACAACAGAGAUCCACAAAAUCGUCACAAUCAUCGUCACAAACUGAUGGCAGCAGCAACAACAGUAUGAUACCAAAUUCUGCCAACAACACCAUGAAACGUUCAUCCAACGUCGGAGGACAUUGUUAUUAUGAGGGCAAAAUUGCCACCAUCUCGUCGGGUGAACUUAUAAAUUCAACAGGAUCGGCGUCGUCGGGUUCAAAUCUACAACAAUCUCAACAGCAGCAGCAUCAUCAUCAUGGCCACGCCCAUCACCACAGCCAUCAUUCGUCGUCGUUAAUGUUGCCACCCCAACAUCAUGACGACUCGUCGCCCAUAGUUUUGGGUCGUGUAACGAAACGUAGUUCCAGCAGCAGUGGUGAUCGAUUGCGUAGUGCCAGUAGCGGCAGUACACGAGCAUCGAUGGUAGAUAGUACCACGAUUACAUCGCCAGCAGCUGCUGCCUACUUGAAUAGCAAGGUUGAUGCCUAUUUGAGUUUUGCCCAUGGACCCGGAGCAGGCCACCACUUGAAAGGCUAUAACAAUGAUAUCAUGAAUCCAGCCUUACCACCGAAAUUACAUAAAAGUCUAACGAAUUUAAAGAGUUCAUCAUCCUCGUCGGGACACAAUAACAACCACAACAACCAUCACCAACAACAACAACAGCAACACAACAACACUAAUGUGAUCGCCGCCACCUCAGUUGGGGCAACAACAAAUACUUCACAUCGAAAUAGCUCAUCACAUAAAAUGAAUGAUGGCAACAACACUAACUCAUCCUCAACAUCUGGCAAUUGUUUGAAUAACCACCCAUCGGGCGCCUAUUCCAAUAGUAGUAGUUCCAAUCACAUCAAUCCCUCCUCCCCAUAUUCGGCAGCAGCAUCUUCUUCAACGAACACCUGCUCCUCGUCCUCUUCCACAACCGCUGUACAAACCAUUUAUACACUAAGUAAGCCCUCUGCUUCUUCCUCCUCCACCUCCUCGUCCUCUUCCCCAUCAUCGGCUGCUCUAAUUGGCCUGACCACCAACACCACCACCUGCACAUCUACACCAUCUACGAAUCAGCAACGACAGCAAAUGUCAGCCAACAACAAGGAUCAUCAUGAUCACAUUAUGAAAAUACAGCCCCCCUCAUUGACACUACCAUUGAGUACUACGUCAACCACAUCCUCGUUCACCAGUUCCACCAGUAAAAUUAACUCUUCAACAUUUUAUCCUUUGCAAAACAAUGUUACAUACACGCUGCCAAAGAAUGUGGGAGGUGGUAAGAUGUCGCUCAAUAGCACCAUCAACAGUGUGGUCAGUAAGGUGCCGUCGGUCAUUAGUCUACCGCCGACGGGCAGUGAGCAAGCGAACAACAACUACUACCAUGGCCAUGGCUAUGGUGGUCUACUGCCAGCCGCCGAUACGGCCUACAAUAGUCAUCAGUAUUUAAACGAAAUGCAUGGAUCCCAAUCCACGCCCUCAUCCGCAUCAGCGUCUGCAACAACAUCCAAGAGUACUACACUGCCAAAGAUAUUACGUUCGAAACAACGCGAUGUACACAAUUCCAGCCUAGCUCCCUCGAAUAUCAAUUGUAAUCAGUCAGCAAACAAUGCCACAGCAACAAUGUCGUCGUCUUCGCCCUCCUCCGCCAACAAUCAAUAUGCGGUUUCGCAGUGUUCUAUGCCAGCUUAUCCAAAACAGCAGCAUCAUCAACAGCAGCAGUAUGUCUCCAAUUCUGCCAAUUCCCCCUCCACAUUGUCAAAUGGUGCCUCAUCAUCUUCAGCUGCUGCUGCUGGCAGUAAUAACACCAAUGCCCAGCAGCAACAACCAACCAAUAUUAAUAAUAUGCAAACCCAAACCAUAACAUCCACAUUGGCUGUUAAUUAUUGUCCAGAGGAUUCUCAUUUGAAUGGGCCACCACAUUCACAUAAUUCUUCUUCAUCUCCGUCGAAUAGUAAUAAUGUCGGGCGUUCCAACUCACCCUUUGCCGCUGCUGCUGCAACAUCGCCAAACAAUAGCAAUUCACACGCAACAAAACAAUUACCUGUGUGCACCACAUCCAAAAACUGUCUAAAUCCCAAGGAACAUUUUCUACCCAACGACACCAGUUUGGAUGAUGACUAUCUGAGCGAAUGUGAAAAUUGUAAAAUAGCCCAAAGCUCGAAAUACUAUUUGAAUGCGGAGGCAUUGACAAAUGUGGGCGGGGGACCCCAGGAGACAAUGACACUGCAACGCAAAUCAUUGGAGGAAUGUAAAGAUGAACCGGAUACGGGAUAUUAUCGCAUCUCGCAUACAUUGCCAACAAAUUCGAAAAAGAAUGCCCCCGUCAAAACUAAUAAUCGUGAUCAAUGGUUUUCAACUAUACCAGCUGCUAGUUCAUCAUCCGAAGAGGAUAUCAAUGAAUGAGAUUUAACACAUUUUCUUUAGUAUUUAAUAAAGACGCUAGAGAGAAAAUAAGUGCGACAGUAAAAAAGCAAGCGAGCGGGCAAGCAAGCAAGCUAGGAAACACGUAAGCAGCUAAAGUUUAAUCUUAAAAGAAACACAACAAAAAACGCAUACCAAAGUUCUAUACAAAAACAAAUAGAUGUUGUUAAAUUAAAAUUAAUGAAAAAAAAUUAAUUAAAUAAUAAUGGUAUUAUUUGCAAACCUAAGAACAAAAAAUAAAUUUCAAAUGAAAUGCAGAACAAAAAACAAAAAGAUUCAAAAUAGUAAGAAAAUAGAAAAAUUAUGUGAAUUUUUAAAUAGUUCAUAGAUGAGCAAAGAAAUAAGACACACACACACAAACAAACAAACAUGGACAACACAUCAACAUAUUAAAACGUAAAUGCAAAAAGUUUGAUGUUUGAAUAAAAUUGUAAAGUUUUGAAACGAAAUUAAAUGCCAGUCAGUACACUGUGUGUGAGCUAAAGAAAUGUGUAUCUUUCAUGAGUCGUCGAUUGUGUAAAUUUGAUAUUUUGUAUUCAAAUCUAACUCUUCGGAGGUAAAUCUUAACUUGUAGCAACCUCACUGUUGUCACAGAAUGUACGGCAGCCAAAUAGUAAAAUAGAACACUGGGCUUCCCGAAUCGUGGAUUCGACUGUCAUCGUAGAGUUUCUAAUAAAAAUAUUGUAAAAAAUUGAUAAAAAAUAAUGUCCCAUUAGGCUUUUAUUGUCCCCCUAUUUUUUUAUACCCUCAGCCAAUAUGGCUAGAGAUACGGUCAAAACGUGCCCAGUCAAAAUAACGGUUUUAGACCCUAGGUCUCUUUGUACCAAAUCCGUUUCAGGAUAUUUGGAGUCAAUCUAGCGAAGUACGUCCAUCCGUCUGUCUGACGCACAAUACGCUCGAAAGGAGUAUACGAUAUGGUCCAAACUUGGUGAUGUACCAAUAUUUUUGUCAAAUAGAUCGAGUUCGUAGAUGGGCAAUAUCGGUCCACUCCGACAUUUUCAAAAAAAUAUAUUUUUUCUGUACAGAAAUGGAAACCAUAAUUCGAUUUUGCUCCAACUUUGCGAAUCCUAAUAUUUGCGUCAGUGCUAGAUCAGGUGCGACAAUGGACAAUAUCGGUCCACUCCAUCAAGUACCUCCCCCCAAAGAAGGGUCAAAAUUUUGAAUACUUAUGACUCUCAUAAAAUGUGAUGUACGUUGUCUUCUAAUUUCACACAUCCCAAUAUUAAAAUAAAACAUUCGAAAUUAACUUUCAUGGAAGAUACAUCGAUUCUACUCGCAGAGUGUUAAUAUUAAGUUAAUAUU
This is a messenger RNA of Musca domestica (house fly), 6769 nucleotides long. Its product is annotated as serine-rich adhesin for platelets. The coding region runs from base 1091 to 5449 and encodes 1452 amino acids. The transcript has 6 exons. The record is from RefSeq and is a predicted model, not a curated record. Lineage: Eukaryota; Metazoa; Arthropoda; Insecta; Diptera; Muscidae. Gene Ontology annotation, cellular component: membrane.